Molecule: messenger RNA, 1888 nt
Organism: Alosa alosa (allis shad)
Lineage: Eukaryota; Metazoa; Chordata; Actinopteri; Clupeiformes; Clupeidae
Product: fibroblast growth factor 14
Exons: 5
Coding region: 876-1625 (249 amino acids)
Biological process (GO): positive regulation of protein phosphorylation; cell differentiation; regulation of cell migration
Cellular component (GO): cytoplasm
Molecular function (GO): growth factor activity; fibroblast growth factor receptor binding
Source: RefSeq, a predicted model, not a curated record
AAUUCAGAUCAGAGGAUACACCUACGUCUAUGGGUGUUUUUCAUUUGCCAGUUGCGCAAACACUCUGUUUUCUUAACGUAGCAGCGAAGUUUUAGAAGUGGAAACCGAAAAAACAUGGAUGGUUGCCGGAGGCUAAAUGACUUGUUGCUCCUGUGAAGGUGUACAUUUUUUGUCCGACUGUUAUUGGACAACACAAAUUGUAGGCUUGCCUUACAGCAUCUGGGAAAGUGUCGCCGAUUGCGCACGGAACUUGGUGAAUCUGUGAGUGGGGAUCUUGUCAGCACAAAGCCACACCCGGGAGACCGUCUCGCGUCCUUCACGGGGAACAAUACCGUAAAAAUAUAUCAGGCUGCUCGAGCGUCUGACUCCAAUGCGCGUGGCUUGAAGUUGUUGUCCAUAGGCUGCCCACAGCGUAAACGACACAGGAGCCGGCGACAAGUGGAGAGAAAAAUAAAAUGCUAACGGAUAUAUCUUAUUUCAUAGGAAUGUAGCGGUCUUAUGGUUAUAAUUCGUCAAAUGUCACCUACUUUACUGCAACUAAACAGCAUGGUAAGGUAUGAAUGGACUUCUGAAAUGUCACUUCGCAAAACAUAUGUUAUGCAAAACAUGUGUUCCUCGGGAGAUCUCUGACAUUUGCCGAAAGCAGCGCAGGUUAUGUGGACGGUUGUUAAAAACAUUUUUGAAAGCGUGCACCCUAAAAUAUAUUCAGAAUGUGUUUUUGGACUUCGUUUUUUGUUGCUGAUUGACGAAGAGACAUUAUAGCCGGGGUGAUGGGGCAUUAGGCAGGUUUGGAACAAAAGCGGUUGUUUUGUCGUCUGCGCUUCGUGCCAGGAGGUGCACGGGCUUCGCGUUUUGUGGUUUUGGUGUUUUUCGUCAUGGCAGCGGCGAUUGCCAGCGGUUUGAUCCGGCAGAAGAGACAGGCUCGGGAGCAACACUUACACCGUCCGCCGACUCACAGACGAAGGAAAAGCCCCAGUAAAAACAAGGGCUUGUGCAACGGGAACCUCGUCGACAUCUUCUCUAAAGUGCGAAUCUUCGGCCUCAAAAAGAGACGACUACGGAGACAAGAUCCCCAGCUAAAGGGUAUUGUGACCAGGUUAUAUUGCAGGCAGGGAUACUACUUGCAGAUGAACCCUGAUGGAUGUCUGGAUGGGACCAAAGAUGACAGCACUAAUUCCUCUCUGUUCAACCUCAUCCCAGUGGGUCUCCGAGUCGUCGCCAUCCAGUCGGUAAAGACGGGCCUCUACAUCGCCAUGAACGGGGAGGGACACCUCUACACGUCGGAGCUCUUCACGGCUGAGUGCAAAUUCAAAGAGUCGGUGUUUGAAAACUAUUACGUCAUCUACUCGUCCCUGCUCUACCGACAGCAGGAGUCCGGCCGCGCCUGGUUCCUUGGCCUCAACAAGGAGGGCCAACCCAUGAAGGGCAACCGGGUCAAGAAGACCAAACCUGCUGCUCACUUCCUGCCUAAGCCCAUAGAAGUUGCCAUGUACCGUGAGCCAUCCCUGCAUGAUGUGGGCGAGGUGGUCCCGAAGGCCGGCGUCGUGCCGCCCAGCAAAAGCACAAGCGAGCCUGUGGUGAUGAAUGGAGGCAAGCCCGUCAGCAAGCCUGACAAGGAGACAUAGCCCAGCCCUCCUCCUCUCCUCUCGUGGGAACAAAAGGGGGCCGCUUUGCACGGGCCCCCCUCUCCUCGCAAGGACUCUCUCUCUCACUCUCUUGCCCCUGAGUGUCAGAUUCAAGGGCAAACAACACCCCUAAAUACCCCCCUGCCAAAAAAAAAGAAAAGAAAUUCCUCCUCGACUUGUCUCUCUUCCAGGCACUUCGCCGCCAGCUGAAUUGAAACAGAGAGGGGGGGCACAAGGACCGGGGUUCAACACAGUAAGGCAGG